AAAUAGAAAUGAAAAGAUUUAUAACAGAUGACUUACCAAAACAAUUAAAAGAUUUAGAUACAUUACAAAGUUCUUAUGGUCAAGGUGCACCGUAUUUUGUCGGAAAUUCAUUAACAUGGGCUGAUUUGGAUUAA
Didymodactylos carnosus is the source of this 134-nucleotide messenger RNA. Lineage: Eukaryota; Metazoa; Rotifera; Eurotatoria; Philodinida; Philodinidae. The record is from the annotation of a GenBank genome assembly.